UGUUUUCAUCCAUACUGCACGCCCCUUGUACGACGACUCUCCGAGAACAAGGUUUUCCUAUGUUCAAACGAGAAGCAUCGAAACGAGCAGAAAGACUCAUCGAACUUCUCCGGAAGGAAAGUAACUUGAACUGGAUCGCACGCCGCACAUUUGCUGUGUACGCCGUUGGGAGCGGCUGGACCGGAGCGUUCGGAAACGGUCGUUUCGACCAAGAGAUUUCCGGCCACAACGACGAGGAAGAGGCUGGAUCUCCCCUGAAAAUAUAUGAUGGUUCUGUAAAGGAUAUUUCUCUCGGAUGGGGACACACCGCGAUCCUGACGGAGGAUAGGCGCCUUUUACUCGCUGGUCGACCACACGAUUUUUCUGUUCUUUUAAGGCUCCGUCGUUUGCCGCUUUGGGUACGAAACUAUGCAAUAAACAGCUCGAUUAACGAAUUUCGAGGAUUGGAUUCCAGAAGCGUGCAUCCAAUUGCACUAAUUGGUCGACUUAUUACUUGGCUAGCAAUUCGAUUCAAAUAUCCUACCACUGAACUUGAAGCUGCUCGUCGACAUUCCAUUUUUCCUGAGCUAGCUGAAAUAGCUCUUCCAGAUAGCGAGGUUCCUUCUUCCGUGUCGUGCUCUGCUGCAUUGACGGCAAUCGUAACGGAAUCAGGAAAAGUGUACGCGUUUGGCUUGAACGGCUUUGGGCAGUGCGGUAUUGGCAUGACCUCGAACCAUGUUUGGAAUCCGUCGUCGCCUUUGAGAGGCCUGACAUCCGAAUUUGCCAAUCAGCCUCGGGGGGAAAUGGAACAGUCAUACCCAGUUGUAGACGUUGCCCUAGGACUACAGCACGGAAUUUGUCUAAAUGAAGUUGGUGAGGUCUUUUGCUGGGGUAAAGGUGAACGUGGUCAACUGGGACAGGGCCUGAUAACGACCGAGGCGCAUACCGCCCUACCAGUGAAGAGAGCAUUUACACUGGGCGAGAAAAUGAAACCCCAAUAUCAGACCAUCGGUCAAGUGACGCAGAUUGAUGCUGGAAUGAUCCACUGCGCGGCACUGACCAAGGACAAUGAGGUCUUAAUAUGGGGCAAGCACGUUUUACCUUUGCUUCCAGGUGAUGAAAACAAAAAAGUCAGUUCGGAUGCUAGGCUACCUUAUAUUUUGCCAGGACUUCCAAAAGGAGUACGAGUGGAAAGAAUAGCGUGUGGAUCUCACCAUACCGCAAUUCUUCUGGACGACGGCAGUGUCUACGCGGCCGGAAUUGCAACUCAUACCAAGGAGCCGAUUCACGAGGCCGUCCAAAUUUUGCCACCCGGUGUUGUGAAUCGACCGGUGCGGCAAUUUGAUGCUCACAUGGAUCGUACUACUAUUGUGGGUGCGGAUGGACGACAAGUACUACAACUUCAUUUAUGGAAGGACGAGGAAUUGCGUGAGUUCGCUGCUUUCACACCUGCUUGGGUCGAUCACAUUUUGGACGAGAACCCCUUUGCAAAAAUCAGCAUGAUCCAUCGAAGCUGGAUACACUCCGUCGUUGUCACAGAAGAACAGAUAGAAUGA
Molecule: messenger RNA, 1535 nt
Organism: Phaeodactylum tricornutum CCAP 1055/1
Lineage: Eukaryota; Bacillariophyta; Bacillariophyceae; Surirellales; Neidiaceae
Exons: 1
Coding region: 60-1535 (491 amino acids)
Cellular component (GO): cytoplasm
Molecular function (GO): guanyl-nucleotide exchange factor activity
Source: RefSeq, a predicted model, not a curated record